Molecule: messenger RNA, 1780 nt
Organism: Sphaeroforma arctica JP610
Lineage: Eukaryota; Ichthyosporea; Ichthyophonida
Exons: 1
Source: RefSeq, a predicted model, not a curated record
AGCCACCCAAGAUUACUAUUAUUUGCAUACAAGCUAUUAUAAUACAGUCGCGCGCAUCAAGAGAUCUUGGUUAGAUAGAGUACACGGGUUUGGUAUGUAAGAGCUAUCACUAACGGAUGGGCUGAAUGCAUGCUACACACACACAUAUUACAAGUGGGUUGUAAGCGCACGAAAGUUCCGAAAUCAGGUACCAACGGGUUUUUGAUGGCUGCGUUCUAGCUGGUCUGUUGGAUUUUGUGAAAGAAGUACGGAUAAAAAGUGAGUUAGAUGCAUGUUAAAUGAUCGCCUGAAUGACAACACGCACUUGAUUUCAGGAAUAAGUACGAUUAAUACCGACAGACGGUGAGAGCUGUGUAUACCGUGUCAUCUCAUAACUAUGUCCAACUCAAUACAACAACCAACACCAGGGGAAGUAAAUAUAAGUAGAGGUAUAUUGUCCGGUGACACUACGCCAAAUGCCCUUAAAAGACAGCACAAGGACUACAUCUCGUCUAUAGCACAGGCAGAUAGCACACAUACAUUGCUCGCGAGACGUGUGUCUACCAAUCUACUGAAUGGUAAAGUGGUAGGUAGUGGUAUGGGUAGAGGCAUAGGGCCAACCAGCGCUAUGAAUAAGAAGGGCGCUGGUUUGGAAUCCAGAUAUAUAUCUUCCCGACUACAACAAACCAAUUCGGUUCCAACCAAUUUUGAGCAUGUAGUUCACCAGAAAGUGACACCCAAUACUGGCUUCAGGGGGGUCAAGGUACAAGACAGUAAACUGAGGGACACAAGUCAAGGUGGAGUAUAUUGUGAUAUAAGUCCGGGCACACAGAGAAGCUCGCACAUACAUGCGGCUGAUGAGAUGGAUGAACUUAAGCGGAACACUCCCGGAAACAUAGAUACAAUCACAAACAUACAUAUAGACAAGAAUAAAGCCACAUCGUCGGGUGGCGUGGGAGAUACGCGACCCGCACCUGUAGGUAGGAAACUGAGCCAGCUACACGAUCUAGCGCAAGUAGGAGGAGCGCGUGUGAUAGCGUCAGGAAUUGUACCUGAGAAUCAAUCGAAUGCUCUGUACAAUGGGGAUAAGUUGCCAAUGACCCCGAAUGAUACCGCAGCACGCACGACAACAGCGGGGCAGUCGGAGGAGGAGAGAGAGCAGGAUAUGAAGUCUAGCUAUGCACAAACAAGCGAUAGAACUCAGCUUACUGAUAAAUUAUACAUGCCGCAGGACAUGAAGCAGCCACACAAACCGCUGCAGAGGCUGAAGUACCCUUCUGCACCUAUAUUUGCAGUUAGCAGUGGAGACUCACUCACGGGCGUAUCUAUUGCAGGCGACGCACGGAUGCUUGGCAACGUGCACUCGAAUUCGAGCAUAGGAGCAGACACACAGACUAGUAGUAUAGAAGGGGUUGAGAGCUGGGAUAAUGAAAUAGAUUUAGCUGCUUUAUUACCGAGCCUGUCGAUAGAAAACAGUUCGAGCAGCAAGCAUACCGCUGCGAUGAAUAUUCAAUUUAAAUCACCCAAUAGGAAGACUUUAGAGGCAGACAGUACAAGUCUAUGCGACAAAAGCUACCUCUCGCCUACCGUGCCCAGAAGCAGAUCGCCGUCGCUCAGCUCAGACCCCGUCGUGAGCUUUAUCCGCCCGUCCAAGGUGGCUAGUAGUCUUCCCACACACUCGUAUAUGGAAAAUGCGAAGUUGUGUCUGACAGGAUGUUCAACAGAACACUCACACACGCAUCAAAAGAUGACUGGGGCUGUCCGGAAUGUGACAUUCUCGAUGUUUGAUCAGGUUUACGAG